This is a messenger RNA of Laetiporus sulphureus 93-53, 987 nucleotides long. RefSeq names its product UreD-domain-containing protein. The record is from RefSeq and is a predicted model, not a curated record. The transcript is spliced from 2 exons. The coding region runs from base 71 to 964 and encodes 297 amino acids. Gene Ontology annotation, molecular function: nickel cation binding. NCBI's taxonomy places the organism in Eukaryota, Fungi, Basidiomycota, Agaricomycetes, Polyporales, Laetiporaceae.
GCGCAAUCCUACACUCUUCAAGUACCUUGCGCCUUAUUGGGCGAUCUCGUAAUUGCAUUCUGGCACCACAAUGAACGCAGGCAUUGGCCGCAUCGUUCUGCAAAUGCAUGGAUCUGAAGCUAGCUUCUCCGAGCUGUCAUCCACGUACCCUCUGAAGUUGCUAUCUCCCCGAAUUGAGCAACGGAACGUUUCUGUAGUAUAUGUCAUGACAUAUGGAGGCGGGCUUGUUGGAGGAGAUCGCAUCGACCUCUCGGUAGACGUAAAGGCUGGUGCAACUCUUGUCAUGCUAUCUCAGGGCUCUACCAAGGUAUUCAAGACUCGACCGGGACAGCGGCCCUCAGCGCGUUCACAAGGGACGCCCUCCGACGCGAUCACGACGCAAGUCAUGAAUGUCACGAUCGAGGACGGAGGCGCACUCUUUCAACUUCCCGAUCCAGUGACCUGCUUCCGUUCAGCCAAAUAUAAUCAACUCCAGAUAUUUCGUAUCAAGGGCAACGCUUCAGCAGUCAUUCUGGAUUCUGUGACGUCUGGUCGGCGAGCACUAGGGGAGGAAUGGGUCUUCGCCAGGUAUCACAGCAUGAACGAAAUCUGGGUCGACGAGGAGCGGAUCGCAAAAGACGUCAUGCUGUUGGAGGAACAGGAUUCUGCCAGCUCUAUGUUGGCGCCUCGAACGCUUGCGGACACCCUCCGCCCCUAUUCAUGCUACGCCACCGUUAUCAUGUACGGACCACUGGUACAGGAUACCAUCCAACGUCUGUCUGCGGAAUACGCAAAAAUCAUUGUUUUCAGGCACGCCUUGCCUCCAGAUCUGUUGUGGUCCUUCAGCCCGCUCAAAAACGGCCGGGGUUGCAUAUUACGGCUAGCAGCAAAGGAGACCGAGGAUAUCAGGACCUGGCUUGGCGAGCAACUCACAGCGUUCCAGGGCAUAGUGGGCUGCGAUGUUUAUCGCAAGGCCGUUGGCUAAUUGAAUAGCAUCAGCCUUGGAUA